AUGGAUGUGAAUCACGGCGGUGACCUGACCCCUAACCCCCGCUGCUACGCCCUCAGCGGCAAGGUUAUGCUCGCCUCCACCGUCAUCCUCUUCGCCGCCGUCCUCCUCUUCGUCUUCCUUUACCUCUACCUCCGCUGGCGCUUCCGCAUCAUCCGUCGCGGCCAUCGCCGCCUCGUCUUCGGCAUCGACGGCGUGGGCGGCACCCUCGCCUCCGCAUCUGCCACCUGUCGCGGCCUCCACCCUAGCGUCCUCGAGUCCCUCCCCGUUCUCGUCUUCGCCGCCGCCGCACCGGGGUGCGACGAGGAUGUGGUGGAGUGCGCGGUGUGUCUCAACGAGUUGGAGGAAGGGGAGAAGAUGCGAGCCCUUCCGCGGUGCGGCCACUGCUUUCACAUGGAGUGCGUAGACAUGUGGUUCCACUCCCACUCCACCUGUCCCCUUUGCCGCACCGCCGUGGAGGCUGCCCCGCCACCGCCGCCUAUUCAGGUGGUUCUGCCGAUACCAGCGCCAACGGAUGAUUCGGGCGCGUUAUUCCUUGAGGACGAUGCGUCGGAGUCAAGCUCUGCUUCUAGCGACUUAACGAUCGAGGUGGCUGAUGAGGGUAAUGAUGGCGAUAAGACUCGGAUUGACGUCAGUUGCCUCAGAUGA
This is a messenger RNA of Musa acuminata subsp. malaccensis (wild Malaysian banana), 645 nucleotides long. Its product is annotated as RING-H2 finger protein ATL2-like. NCBI's taxonomy places the organism in Eukaryota, Viridiplantae, Streptophyta, Magnoliopsida, Zingiberales, Musaceae. The record is from RefSeq and is a predicted model, not a curated record.